Molecule: messenger RNA, 15929 nt
Organism: Entelurus aequoreus (snake pipefish)
Lineage: Eukaryota; Metazoa; Chordata; Actinopteri; Syngnathiformes; Syngnathidae
Gene: dnah1
Product: dynein, axonemal, heavy chain 1
Biological process (GO): microtubule-based movement
Cellular component (GO): dynein complex
Molecular function (GO): dynein intermediate chain binding; minus-end-directed microtubule motor activity; dynein light intermediate chain binding
Source: RefSeq, a predicted model, not a curated record
AGGCACCCGCUACCCCCUGAAAGAAAAGGUUCUAUGAAGGGCCUCUACUCCGAUGACUUCACUACUUUGAGGUUCAAGACUUGUGCAGAGGAACCAGACACCCAGCAGCGGUCCUACAGCAGUUGUGAUGCAAUGGAAGGCUCAAGCUCAAAGUCCCCGUUUGCCCAAUACAAGUUUGAUGAGAAAGAUUAUUACGGACCAUGCUCAAAGCAAUUACUCACGUCAUACUUCAGCCGUGGCGGAGACACACCCAAGGUCCAGAUGCCCUACAAAACCAUCAGUGGCAAAAUCCCUCGUGAUUUGAAAAAAGAACGGUGUCGACGGGAGUAUUUGAAGCUUAAUUUUGAACAACUUUUGGCAGAAAAAAACAUUGACUCCAAUCUUCUAAUACCGCGUUGUUUGGACAGCAGUGAUGAGCAGCCUCUUCUCUCGCCGUAUCUUCCACUUGAGAUAUUUGACAACGAGGAAUACGAUUGUCGGACUGCCCACGACUGGCUUUCCAUGGGAAUAGCGCCAGGAUCGUCUGAUCGAAGACCAAUUCCAUCAAAAGCGUUACUGCUUACAGAUGACACAGAAAUGUUUGAUGAUCAACCUCCCCCAUCACUGGAGUACAGCUGGCAUCUAGUGGGCGUCCUUGACUACAACGAGGAGAAAUGUCAGUACUUGGUAGAAAAGGUUCGCCAAAACAGCAAGCUAAGAGAUGAGGAGAGUUGCCUGCAAACGGGCAAUAGGUACUGGAUACCCAGGAUCCGGUUGCUGUUCAGUGCCGAGGACCCGCGAGUCUUUGUCCAACGAAUCCAGUUUGCCAUGCACCAAAGGGAGAACACAGAAGCCCUCAUCCUCUACAACUUGAUUGUUGACUGCAUGCCUAUCUGGGAGAAAACCCCAUCUCUGGAUCCACAGUGUCUCCACAGCAUCAAAAGACGUGCCCUCUCAGGCCAUGGCCUUAAACUAGACAUUGUACAAAAGUUUGUAGAAGGACUCGGGAAGGAGGUCAAGCUGGAUUACGACCGUACCAUGAACCGCUUCAUCCUGGAUAAAAUGGUGAAAUGCGACCCGCAGGAUUUUUCCCACAUCGUGGUGCCACAGAAGGAACCUGAGCAUGUGCCACUUAUAGGCUGUGUAACAGUUCCUCGCUUUAGCUACAAGAAGAACCGAGCUGCGUUCAUCACCAAGUCCAUGCUGACCGAGCCUCAAGUGAUCUACACGUUGUCGGAAAUCAGGUUCGAGUGUAACAAACUAGCCACCAUGAAACUCUUCAACGUGUCCUUAACCAAACCUCUGCGACUGGACGAGUUUGAAGCAAACCAGGCCCAAAUGCAGACUCAGAUAAGCUUGUUCCUGCGGGAGGCGUGGAUGAUCACGGUGACGUACAGCCUCCGACACAACCUGGGGAACAUCGGCAAAGGCGCGUACAACAUGAGCGAGUCUAAAUGGGACAUGUACAUGGUGACCAAGCUGAACAAACUGAUGGCUGUGGUGCACUACAACCUGCAGGACUCCCUACGCAACCUUGUAGAGGACUCCUUGCUCUGCCUGAGCAAGUUGAUUAUGGACGCGUGCUGCAGCGUGCACACGUGCCCUGAUGACCUGGCGUGGGGGGACGACCUCAUCGUUAGCCCUUACAAGCCAAAAAACAAGCCUCUGUUCCAGGUGGACUUGCUUUUGAAUGAGACCGAAGUACAUUACAGCACACCUCUGGAGAAUUUUGAGACCUGUAUCUUAAACCUAUUCAACGAGGGCAUUCUGGUGACACACAAUAUACCCAUGCUGGAUAAGUUCUUGAUGAAGCGCUUGUUAUUCGGUGACGAGCCUGUGCUGGAGUCAGUGAAUCUUUGCGAGCCAAAAGUAAAUGAGCUGAGAGAGAAGAUCUGCAUAGCGCUCAAAAAAGCCAUCGUACCCCUCAAAGCGUAUGCUGCUGAAUAUGCCAAAUACAUUGAGCUUUACAACUUGGACGUAGUGGCGCAUUUUGCAUCCAGCGCUGAUGACGAGAAGACAUCCAAGGUCAUAAAAAAAGAAGUAGAGCAGCAUAUCACAGACAGAGAAGAGCUCCAUAAAUCCCUGCCGUCCUCCAUUAUCAUUGGUGCAUUUAUCGUGCAUGUUGAGGGAGUACGUCAGGCGCUUUUGAAUAAAUCAAAGGCUUUAGCCGUGGCGACCUUGGAAAACCAUGUCGAUAAGCUACGGAAGCUGGUGGAUGAAGAAUGCGAGGAGUUCAGCACUAUUAGUUACACGCUCGCAGAACGUCCCAGCAGCAUUGAGGACCUGACGGACAAGAGGGAAUGGAUGAAACAGAUUCCUGACCAGCUCAAAAGUUGCAAGGAUCGCGUUGCAAAGAUUUUAGCAGAGUAUGAACUAUUUGAAGAGUUCUACUACUCCUUAUCAAAUGAUGAUUUUAAUAAGAAGUGGAAAGCUAUUGAGUGGCCACAAAGAAUCCUCAGACAGAUGGACGACGUAACCAGUCAUCUUGUUGAAGAGGAGGAGCGCUUCCAGAAGAUCCAGAUCACCGACCAGGAUGUGUUUGAGCAGCGCCUUGGAUCUCUCCAGAUGAUGGUGAGCAAAUUCACAGCUUUUGCAGAUGUUGAUCAUGCCACUGAGAUGGCCAACGAGGUGAGGCGUACAAGCAAGGAACUGAAAGAGUGCCAGAGUUUGGCUCAGACCUACAACACCAGAGAACGUUUGUUCGGUUCUCCCGUCACAAAUUAUGACCGUGUGCACCGAAUGGCAAAGGAAUUCCAGCCAUUCUUUGACCUCUGGACCACAACCUACGAUUGGAUCCAUCGGCAUGAAAGCUGGCUCAAUGAUCCGCUGUCUUCCAUCGACCCUGAGUUGCUUGAGCGCCAUUAUACAGAAGCGUUGGACACUAUGCAUAAAUGUUUCAAACAGUUCAAAGAUAAGCCUGAUUGCCAAACGGUGGCAUCGGUCAUCCUCGGCAGGAUUGAGGACUUCGGUCCUUACGUGCCCCUGGUUCAGGGUCUGAGGAACCCAGGGAUGAGAAUGCACCACUGGCAAGCACUUUCGGAUACCAUCGAGAUAAAAGUUGCGCCCAAAGCCAAUCUUACCUUAUCCCGCUGCUUGGAUCUUGGCCUACAUAAACACAUGGAUGCAAUAACUCAAGUGGCUGAGACGGCUGGGAAAGAGUACAUCAUUGAACAGGCCCUGGACAAGAUGAAAAAAGAGUGGUCGGGUAUACUGUUCGAUCUGAUGGCCUACAAGGACACCGGCACUUACAUCCUGAAGAGUCCCGAUGAAGCAUUACAGCUGCUGGAUGAUCAUAUUGUCAUGACACAAAGCAUGUCCUUCUCCCCCUAUAAGAAGGCAUUUGAGGCUGAAAUCAACAAAUGGGAGAGCAAACUCAGGACAACUCAAGACGUGCUGGAGGAGUGGCUGCUGUGCCAGGGCUCUUGGCUCUACCUGGAGCCUAUCUUCAGCUCGGACGAUAUCAAUGAACAACUUCCUGUGGAGGGACAGAGAUACCAACAAAUGGAAGAAAUAUGGAAAAGAAUCAUGAAAAAUGCUUAUGAAACCCCAAAUAUAAUUGAGUUCUGCCCUGGUCCUCACCUGCUGGACAAGCUGAAAAAGUGCAAUGUACUUUUAGAACAGGUGCAGAAGGGUCUCAGCGAAUACUUGGAGAUAAAGCGGAGCGCCUUUCCUCGGUUCUACUUCCUGUCAGAUGAUGAGCUCCUGGAGAUUCUCUCUCAGACCAAGGAUCCCACCGCUGUACAGCCACACUUACGCAAAUGCUUUGAGAACAUUGCACGGCUUAAAUUCCAGGCGGAUCUACUGAUCACACAUAUGUAUUCUGGGGAGGGAGAGGAAGUCAAACUGGCUACGACCGUGUCACCCUUUGGGAAUGUGGAAGACUGGCUGAGGGAUGUGGAAAGAUCAAUGAAGGCUACAGUCAGGGAUUACAUUGAACGCUCACUUAAAGUCUACCCGGAGGAACCCCGUGAAGAGUGGGUUUUAUCAUGGCCUGGGCAAGUGGUAAUAGGCGGCUGUCAGGUCUUUUGGACUUUGGAGGUGUCGGAGGCUUUGGAGCAAGGGGACCUGGCCGAUCGUCUUUAUCCCCAGCUGCAGACUCAGCUGGGAAACCUGGUGCAGCUGGUGAGAAGUGGCGUGUCCAAAAUGCAGCGAGCUGUGUUGUCUGCUCUCAUUGUCAUCGAGGUGCAUGCUAAAGAUGUGGUAGCCAAACUGGUGGAGCAGGGGGUGUCAGGCGUCAAUGAUUUCGAAUGGAUUAGUCAGCUCAGAUAUUACUGGGCCAGAGAGGACUUGUACAUCCGAGCAGUGAAUGCAGAGUUCUUGUAUGGAUAUGAGUACCUUGGAAACUCUGGACGACUGGUCAUCACCCCACUCACAGACAAAUGCUACCUGACCCUGACUGGAGCCCUCCACCUCAAGUUUGGAGGAGCCCCCGCAGGUCCAGCCGGCACCGGAAAGACAGAAACCACUAAAGAUCUGGGAAAGGCUCUUGCCAUCCAGACUGUGGUCUUCAACUGCUCUGACCAGUUAGAUUUCAUCGCGAUGGGCAAGUUCCUCAAAGGUUUGGCCACCUCUGGUGCCUGGGCAUGUUUCGAUGAGUUUAAUCGUAUAGAUGUUGAGGUGUUGUCUGUGGUGGCACAACAGAUCACCACAAUACAAAAGGCCCAACAACAAAGGGCAGAGAGGUUUGAAUUUGAGGGUUGCGAGAUCCCCCUUGUGCCCUCUUGCGCCGUAUUCAUCACCAUGAAUCCCGGUUAUGCUGGCCGUACGGAGUUGCCAGACAAUCUCAAGGCUCUGUUUCGUCCCGUGGCCAUGAUGGUGCCCAACUUUGCCAUGAUUGCUGAGAUCUCGCUGUACUCGUUUGGCUUCAGCGACGCCAAAGUCCUCUCGCAGAAGAUAACCAGCACUUUCACGCUCUCCUCUGAACAGCUUAGCUCUCAGGAUCACUACGAUUUUGGAAUGAGGUCUGUGAAGUCUGUCAUCUCAGCUGCUGGAAAUCUGAAGAGAGAAAAUCCUAACAUGAAUGAGGAGUUGAUCUGCCUGCGGGCCAUCAAAGAUGUCAACGUCCCGAAAUUUUUACGAGACGACCUGAAGCUCUUCAACGGAAUUGUGUCCGACCUUUUCCCAAAGACAAAACAGGAGCCUAUCGAUUACGGCAUACUUGAGGAAUCGAUGCGUGCUGUAUGCAUUAAGAUGAACCUCAAAGAUGUGGAUGAAUACAUUGGUAAGUGCAUUCAACUGUAUGAGACCACUGUGGUGAGACAUGGCCUUAUGUUAGUGGGACCAUCAGGAUCGGGGAAAACCAAGUGUUAUGAGGUUCUUGGUGCGGCGAUAACAGCUCUAAAGGGUCAACCGUCUGUCAGCGGCGAUUUGUAUGAGGCAGUUCAGAUAUAUGUGCUCAACCCCAAGUCGAUCACCAUGGGGCAGCUUUACGGGGAGUAUGACUUGCUCACUCACGAGUGGACAGAUGGCAUCCUCUCCUCUUUGAUCCGGAUGGGUACAUCGGUAAUGGACAACGAUAAAAAGUGGUACAUGUUCGAUGGCCCUGUAGAUGCUGUUUGGAUUGAGAACAUGAACACUGUGCUGGAUGACAACAAAAAACUCUGCCUGAGCUCUGGGGAAAUCAUCAAGCUUUUGGAUACCAUGACCAUGAUGUUUGAGGUGCAGGACUUGGCUGUGGCAUCGCCGGCGACAGUGUCUCGCUGCGGAAUGAUCUACCUAGAGCCCAGUAUUUUGGGCCUGGUGCCCUUCACAGAAUGCUGGCUCAGGCAGGUCCCCAAAGUCAUGAGACCGUAUACAGAACAGCUCACCAUUCUGUUUGACAAGUUCUUGCAGGACGCUAUCAAUUUUGUUCGCGAAUCGGUAAAGGAGGUCAUCACUUCGCUCGACAGCAACCUGACGUGUAGUCUUCUCAAACUCAUGGACUGCUUCUUUAAUCCAUUCAACUUUAAUGAGGACGACAAGCCGCCACCCCGAAAUAAAUUGGAGCGUGUGAAGGACCUGAUUGAGCCGUGGUUCAUUUUCUCCCUGGUGUGGAGUGUCGGCGCCACGGGAGACGGUCCCAGUGGCCAGCGCUUUAGUGCCUGGCUCAAAAACAAGAUGGCAGAAGAGAAGGUCGUAUUGUGUUUUCCAAAUGACGGCCUGGUGUAUGACUUCAGGCUUGACGAUGCAGGGAUAAGUCGUUGGAAUGAGGAGGAGGAGAAUACCAAGGACGGAAAGAUCCAGUGGGUCAACUGGAUUAAUGAUGCCAAGAGCGUUUUAAUCACCCCAGAGACAAGUUACUCUGACAUCAUCGUUCCCACGGCUGACACCGUGAGAAUGACUUUCCUCAUGGAUAUGCUUUUGUCCAAUAUGAAGCCUUUGCUUUGUAUUGGGCCCACUGGCACAGGAAAGACCCUCGCGUUGUCUGACAAGCUGCUGAAAAAUAUGCAUGCACAGUACAUCACGCACUUCCUCAUGUUCUCCGCCCGCACGUCGUCCAACCAGACUCAAGAUUUUAUCGACAGCAAGCUAGAUAAAAGGCGGAAAGGUGUCUUUGCGCCGCCGAAGGGCAAGUACUUCAUCUUCUUCAUCGAUGACCUCAACAUGCCAAUGUUGGAGACUUAUGGUGCCCAGCCUCCCAUUGAACUGCUGCGGCAGUGGAUGGACCACUGUGGCUGGUAUGACAGGAAGCAGAUUGGGGCUUUUAAGCAAAUCGUGGAUAUCAAUUUCGCCUGCGCCAUGGGACCGCCGGGUGGAGGACGGAACCCCAUCACAGCGCGCUUCACACGCCACUUUAGUUUUCUAUCUUUCACUGAGCUGGAGGAUGCCAGCAUGACCAAGAUUUUCUCGACCAUCGUUGGCAGUUGGAUGAGUGGAAGCAUGAGUAAAAAGAAUCCAGGAAGAUCGGUGCCAGAAAUUGUGCUAUUGAACAACGCCAUCGUCAAAGCCACGAUCCGCGUCUACGCUACUAUUUGCUCUCAGCUUCUACCAACUCCUGCAAAAUCUCAUUACACAUUCAACCUCAGAGACCUGUCCAAGGUCUUCCAGGGCAUCCUCAUGGCUGAGACUAGCAUGGUUGAGACCAAAGAAAUGCUUCUUCAGCUGUGGUACCAUGAGAACUGCCGGGUUUUCCAGGAUCGCUUGGUGUGUGCGGAAGACAGGGAGUGGUUCAACAAUCUCCUGAAGGACUGUAUUGAGGAGUUUGGCUGCAAAUAUGAUGAGGUUGUGCCCUUCCAGCCUAUCAUAUAUGGGGAUUUCAUGAUUCCCGGUGCACUCCACAAAGUUUACACAUUCAUAGAAGACAAGGAAAAGUUGGAAGAAAUCAUGGUGGAAUACAUGGAAGACUACAACCAGAACUGCACGCCCAAGAUGAAGCUCGUGCUCUUCAUGGACGCCAUUCAGCAUGUGUGCCGAAUAGGUCGAGUUCUGCGCCAGCCGCUUGGCAAUGCCCUGCUGCUUGGAGUCGGAGGCAGUGGACGACAGUCCCUCACUAAACUUGCCUCAUAUAUAUCUGAGUAUAAGUGUUUCCAGAUUGAACUGUCCAAGAACUACGGUCAAUUUGAGUGGCGGGAGGACAUCAAAAGCAUCAUGCUGAAGGCUGGCCUUCAUAACCAGCAGAUCACUUUUCUCUUCGUAGAUACACAGAUUAAAAGUGAGUCAUUCCUGGAGGACAUCAACAGCAUUUUGAACUCCGGUGAUGUCCCCAACUUGUAUGCAUCGGACGAACAAGAGCGCAUCCUGGCAGGGAUGAAGCCAGUGGUGCAAGAGCUGGGCCAACAGCCAACCAAAUCCAAUCUUAUGGCUGCCUACCUAAAGAGAGUCCGUUGUAACAUCCACACAGUACUCUGCAUGAGUCCUAUCGGGGAGGUGUUUCGUGCACGACUGAGGCAGUUUCCCUCACUGGUAACAUGUUGCACCAUAGACUGGUUCAGUGCUUGGCCGGAUGAGGCUCUGCAAGCUGUGGCCACAUCAUUUCUUAAUGAGCUACAUGAGCUGGAUGCCAGCCCCGAUGUCAUGGAUGGACUGGUAUCUAUGUGCAUGAGUAUCCACCAGAGCGUAGCCAGGAAGUGUGAUCAGUUUCUUGCUGAGCUUUCUCGACAAAACUAUGUCACGCCAAAGAGCUACUUGGAACUACUCAACAUCUUCUCGGAUCUCAUCGGGCGCAAGAAACAAGAGCUGUGCCACGCUCGGCAACGCAUGACGACUGGUCUGGACAAGCUUCUGAGCACAGCAGAGGAUGUGAGUAAGAUGCAAGAGGAGCAAGAGUUGAUGAGACCUCUUCUGGAGGAGGCUUCAAGGGAAACGGAGGUCACAAUGGAGACCAUCAAAGUAGACUCCGUGAUUGCAGAGGAGACCAAAAAGUCAGUACAAGAAGAGGAAGUCAAAGCUUCGGAGAAAGCCCGUAUAGCAGGGGAGAUCGCCACCGAUGCGCAGAGAGACCUGGACGAGGCCCUGCCGGCCCUUGAGUCUGCUCUCACCAGCCUCAAGUCACUCAACAAGGGAGACGUCUCUGAAGUGCGAGCCUUGCAGCGCCCUCCUCAAGGGGUAAGGUUGGUCAUUGAGGCUUUGUGCAUCAUGAGGGAAGUCAAACCUAAGAAGAUCGCUGGAGAAAAACCUGGAACCAAGGUUGAUGACUACUGGGAAAAUGGCAAAACUUUGCUGCAAGAUCCUGGAAAGUUUCUGGAUAGUCUUUUUAACUAUGACAAGGAUAACAUCCCAGAAAAAGUGAUUUCUCUAGUGCAGCCCUACAUAGAUAAUGAAGAAUUCCAACCAGCGGCCAUUGCCAAGGUUUCCAGAGCCUGUACUUCAAUUUGCCAGUGGGUUCGAGCCAUGCAUCUUUACCACUUUGUAGCCAAGGGCGUGGAGCCUAAACGGCAAGCGCUCCAGGCAGCCCAAGCGGAAUAUGAUGAGUCUCAGAGGAGUUUGAAAGCUGCAAAAGACCAGCAAGCGGCUGUGGAAAGUGGUAUUGUUGCACUGCAAGUCAAGUACCAAGAAUGCCUGGCCAAGAAAAAUGAACUGGACCACAAGUUUAAACUGUGUGAGAAACGCCUUGUUCGGGCAGACAAGCUUAUAGCUGGGCUGGCGGAUGAGAAAACCCGUUGGAAAGAUACCGUGCUACAUCUGGAAUACAUGGUCAGUAAUGUUUCAGGUGAUGUGUUACUGUCUGCAGGCUAUGUGGCAUACAUGGGACCCUUCACGGGAGAGUACAGAGCAGCCAUGGCAGAUGAAUGGCUGCAAUUAUUCAAGGAGCUAAGUGUGCCUCACACUAACGCGCCCAGUCUCAUGUCCACCCUCGGAGAUCCCGUCAAGAUUCGCUCGUGGCAGCUAUCAGGUUUGCCUAAGGACAAUCUUUCAGUGGAGAAUGGUGUGAUUGCCCAGUAUUCUCUCCGCUGGGCUCUCUUCAUUGAUCCCCGACAAGCCAACUCCUGGAUCAAAACCAUGGAGAAGGACAGUGGAUUGGAGAUUAUAAAGCUCAGCGACCGAGAUUUCCUACGCAGUCUCGAUAAUGCAAUCCGCUUUGGUAAACCCUGCUUACUUGAGAAUGUAGAAGAAGAGCUGGACCCUGCUUUAGAACCCGUACUGUUACAGCAGACAUUUAAAGAGCAAGGCACCUUAAAACUGAAGCUGGGCGAUUCCACCAUCCCCUAUCACAAGAGCUUCAAGUUCUACAUCACCACCAAGUUACCGAACCCGCACUACUCUCCAGAGAUUUCCACUAAAGUCACCCUCAUCAACUUUACUCUGUCACCGAGCGGUUUGGAAGACCAGCUUCUAGCCCAGGUGGUGGCAGCAGAGCGACCAGAGCUAGAAACCGCAAAGAACCAGCUGAUAGUCAGCAAUGCCAAAAUGAAGCAGGAGCUGAAAGAUAUUGAAGAUGAGAUCUUGUUCCGUCUCAGCUCCUCAGAGGGAAACCCGGUAGACAAUGAAGAGCUCAUCCAGGUGUUGGAAGCUUCUAAAGUCAAAGCCGGCGAGAUCCAGGCCAAAGUGAUUGUGGCGGAGGAAACAGAAAAGGACAUUGACGCCACCCGUCUGGAGUAUGUUCCUGUGGCUGUGCGCACACAGAUCCUCUUCUUCUGCGUCUCAGACUUGUCCAAAGUGGACCCCAUGUACCAGUACUCCCUGGAGUGGUUCCUUGGCAUUUUCGUGGUUGGCAUCACCAAUGCUGAGAGAGCAGACACGGUGGAGAAGAGAAUUGUGAAUAUCAAUGAAUAUUUCACCUUCAGCCUGUACUGCAAUGUGUGUCGCAGCAUGUUCGAGAAGCACAAACUCCUGUUUGCAUUUCUCCUCUGUGCUCGUAUCCUACAGAACGAUGGGGAAAUUGACAUGGCUGAGUGGCGUUAUCUGUUAUCUGGCGGGAUGGCCAGCCAGGAACUUCCCAACCCAGCCAUAAGCUGGCUGUCUGACCGCGCCUGGAAGGACAUCCUGGGCCUCAGCGGACUGGAGACAUUCUGUGACAUGGCAUCCACCUUUGACAAACAUCUGGAAGGCUUCAAGAACAUUUUUGACAGCAACCUUCCUCACAGGGAGCCUCUCCCUGGUGAAUGGGAUAUUAAUCUGGACAGCUUUCAAAAGUUGUUAGUUCUGCGCUGCCUGAGGGCUGACUGCCUUGUUCAAGGCGUACAGGACUUUGUCUCUGCUAAGCUUGGACAGCGUUUCAUAGAACCUCAGACGUCAGACCUGUCUGUGGUCUUCAAGGAGUCGUCCCCUUCCUCUCCCCUCAUCUUUGUUCUGUCUCCUGGCACUGACCCAGCCUCUGACCUCUACAAGUUUGCAGAUGCCAUGCACUUUUCCAAGAAAAUGAGUGCCAUCUCACUUGGCCAAGGCCAGGGCCCUUUGGCUGAAGCCUUGAUGCGCACUGCCAUGGAAAGAGGUCAGUGGGUCUUCUUUCAGAACUGUCACCUUGCGCCCAGUUGGAUGCCGUCAUUGGAGAGCCUGAUUGAGAACAUUGACCUGAAGGUGCACAAAGAUUUCCGUUUGUGGCUCACAAGUCUCCCCAGCAACAGGUUCCCAGUGUCCAUCCUUCAAAAUGGGACAAAGAUGACCAUUGAGUUGCCCAAAGGCAUCAAGGCCAACCUACAGAAAACCUACCUGAAGCUCACAAAUGAUUUUAUCACUACCUCUAACAAGGUAGCACACUUGAAGUCCUUGCUCUUGUCUCUGUGUUUGUUCCACGGGAUUGCUCUUGAACGAAGAAAGUUUGGACCUCUGGGCUUCAAUAUUCCCUACGAGUUCACCGAUGGCGAUCUAAGCAUCUGCAUCAGCCAGCUCAAAAUGUUUCUGGAUGAGUACCAGACCACUCCAUAUAAGGUGCUGAAAUACACUGCGGGGGAGAUCAACUAUGGCGGCCGUGUGACAGACGAGUGGGACAGGCGUUGUCUCCUUAGUGUGCUGGAAGAUUUCUACUGUCCUGCUGUGCUCAGUGAGGAACAUAUCUACUCUGCAUCUGGAGUUUACCGGCAGAUUGAAACAAAUGUGGAUAUCAAGGGUUACUUAGCAUACAUCCACAGCCUGCCCAUCAACGAUACACCUGAGAUCUUUGGUCUCCAUGACAACGCGAACAUCAGCUUUGCCCAGAACGAGACGUUUGCUCUGCUGGGAGCUGUGCUACGUCUCCAGCCUCGAACUGCGUCUGCUGGAGGCAAGACCCUGGAGGAGAUAGUGGAGGAAAUAGUAAGCGGAAUCGUGGUGAAGGUCCCGCAGCCUUUUGAUAUUCAAGAGGUGAUGGACAAGUACCCUGUGCUCUAUGAAGAGUCCAUGAACACAGUCCUUAUGCAGGAGGUCAUCAGAUAUAACACUUUGCUGGCUGUCAUUGCACAGAGUCUCAGUGAUAUUGUGAAAGCUCUAAAGGGUUUGGUGGUGAUGUCAUCAGAACUGGAGCUUAUGGCCAACAGCCUGUACAACAAUGGCGUUCCUGACAUGUGGAGUGCAACAGCCUACCCGUCCCUCAAGCCUCUGGCCUCCUGGGUUUCGGAUCUGCUGAAGAGGAUCACUUUUCUUCAGGCAUGGAUCUCCAAUGGCAUCCCGCCUGUCUUCUGGAUUAGCGGCUUCUAUUUCCCUCAAGCUUUUCUCACCGGAACCCUGCAGAAUUAUGCGCGUCGCUUCCGCAUCUCCAUAGACACCAUCGGUUUUGACUUUCAGGUUGUGCUGAAAUCAGUGUCCGAUAUAAAUGAGAAGCCAGACACGGGCUGUUACAUCAGUGGUUUAUUCAUCGAGGGUGCUCGCUGGAAUAAUAAUGACGCUCUGCUCACAGAGUCCAGACCUAAGGAGCUCUACACAGAAAUGGCCGCCAUUUGGUUCAUCCCCACACCUAACCGCAAACCUCCAACCUCUGGGAUCUACAUCUGCCCCAUCUACAAGACCCUAACACGCGCUGGCACGUUGUCCACCACGGGUCAUUCCACCAACUAUGUGAUCGCAGUGGAGCUGCCCACGGAUCAAACGCCUGGACACUGGAUCAAACGGGGAGUGGCCCUCAUUUGUGCUUUGGACUAUUGAACACACUUCAGCCACCAGAUACAGUUAGCAUCAUCACACAAACAUUUGUUUUAAUUGAUUUACGAAAGUCCAAGAAAGAACAGUUACAAGUUUCAUGAGGAUUUAGAUCAGGGUUGCCCAAACGCUUUGCCUCCAGGGGCCAAAGUGAAAAUGUGUCAAUGGUCCGUAGGCCACACACACGACAGUGCGUCAAAUACGGCCACAAAAUUAUACUUUCACAAAAUAAAAGUAUGUUUUAUUGUACGUUUAUAAGCUACAGUAUGUUAAGAACGAUAUAUAGACGUAUUAUUUUAAUUUAUAUCAGCAAUUUUUACCAUGCAACAGCACCACUAGUGAGAAAUUUAGCCUCAUAUCGCCAUAUAUACCAUAUUUUUCGGAGUAUAAGUCGCACCGGCCGAAAAUGCAUAAUAAAGAAGGAAAAAAACAUAUAUAAGUCGCACUGGAGUAUAAGUCGCAUUUUUGGGGAAAUGUAUUUGAUAAAAGCCAACACCAAGAAUAGACAUUUGAAAGGCAAUUUAAAAUAAAUAAAGAAUAGUGAACAACAGGCUGAAUAAGUGUACGUUAUAUGAGGCAUAAAUAACCAACUGAGAACGUGCCUGGUAUGUUAACGUAACAUAUUAUGGUAAGAGUCAUUCAAAUAACUAUAACAUAUAGAACAUGCUAUACGUUUACCAAACAAUCUGUCACUCCUAAUCGCUAAAUCCCAUGAAAUCUUAUACGUCUAGUCUCUUACGUGAAUGAGAUGAAUAAUAUUAUUUGAUAUUUUACGCUAAUGUGUUAAUCAUUUCACACAUCAGUCGCUCCUGAGUAUAAGUCGCACCCCCCGGCCAAACUAUGAAAAAAACUGUGACAUAUAGUCCGAAAAAUACGGUAUGUGUUAUUGUAAGUUUAUAAGCUACAGUAUGUUAAGAACGAUAUAUAGACAUAUUGUUUUGGUUUAUUCCAGCAAUUUUUACCACGCAACAGCACCACCAGUGAGAAAUUUAGCCUCAUAUCACUUUAAAGAAAUACACUCUAUACAUUGCUAAUGUGGUAAAUGACUAUUCUAGCUGCAAAUGUCUGGUUUUUGGUGCAAUAUCUACAUAGGUGUAUAGAGGCCCAUUUCCAGCAACUAUCACUCCAGUGUUCUAAUGGUACAAUGUGUUUGCUCAUUGGUUUAGAAGGCUAAUUGAUGAUUAGAAAACCCUUGUGCAAUCAUGUUCACACAUCUGAAAACAGUUUAGCUCGUUACAGAAGCUACAAAACUGACCUUCCUUUGAGCAGAUUGAGUUUCUGGAGCAUCACAUUUGUGGGGUCAAUUAAACGCUCAAAAUGGCCCGAAAAAGAGAACUUUCAUCUGAAACUCGACAGUCUAUUCUUGUUCUUAGAAAUGAAGGCUAUUCCACAAAAUUGUUUGGGUGACCCCAAACUUUUGAACGGUAGUGUAUAUCGCCAAGAUGAUCAUUUUCCAUAGAGCGUCAAAGUUACAACUUUACCGUAGAGAAGGGGUCUCAAAUUCAAAUGCGACUAGUUAGUCUGUUUUUAAUAAAUUUUACGAUUAAAAAAAAAAAAAAAAAGGAAGCUCAGCCCCUACACUGCAAAAAGUCAGUGUUCAAAAAAAAGAAAAAAAAUUACAAAAAUUAGGGGUAUUUUAUUUGAACUAAACAAAAUUAUUUGCCAAUAAAACAAGAAAAUUCAGCUUGUCAAGACUUUCCAAAACAAGUAAAAUUGGCUAACCUCAAUGAACCCAAAAAUACCUUAAAAUAAGAAUAUACUCACUAAUAAAAAGUGCACUUUUCUUGGUAGAAAAAACAAAACCUUUUUGCUCAAUAUGUUGAAAAACAUUCUUAAAUGAAGUAAAUGCUAGUGCCAUUAUUUUGACAUAAUGAUAUGCGCUCGGCAUCAUAAUUUUUUUUUUCAUGCUUAGAGUAAAAAUUAUUACUUUAAAAAAGGAGUUUUAUACUUGUGAGUGUUGAUGACACAGCUUUGCAACACUUGAUAUUCUAAUUUCAAGCAUGUUUUACUCAAUAUAGGUCAUCAAAUAUCAGCAACGAGCUGUAAUAUCUUACUGAGAUCAUUUAGGACCAAAACACUUAAAACAAGUAAAACACUCUAACAUAAAAUCUGCUUAGUGAGAAAAAUGAUCUUAUCAGACAGAAAAUAAGCAGAUAUCACCCUUAUUUGAGAUAUUUCAUCUUACUUAGAUUUCAGUUUUUGCAGUGUACAAUUUUACCAUAACAUUUACUGUGUAUUUUAUUUAUUUUUUUACACCAAAUUACUGUAAAUUGAAAAACUGUACCGCUGUUCUUAUAAAUUCAAAAUUAUAGUAACCGAGCUGUCAUUUUUUUACUGAAAAAUCUAUAGCCAAUUUUAAUUUUUAGUGCAUUACUCUAUUUUCCAAGCCAUAGAGUGCACCUGUGUAUUAGCCACACCCACUAAAUUUUAGAGGAAAAAAUAUUUUCCAUACAUUAGCAGCACCGGACUAUAAGCCGCCGAUACGUUGUAAAAUGAGUUAUUUACACGGAAAGAUUCUGUAACUGUUUAUUUACUUACUUUGUUUGCAAACGCCUGUAACACGGCAGUAAAACGGCUGAUCAAACAAAGCAGAAGUCAUCACCAUGGACCCAGUAGCUGCAGAAACUAGCUCUCCAAUCAGCUAAACAGACUCAAUAUCUCCACGGUGACGUUUUGGUGGAUUUACUGAGGAAUUUGUGAAACUGAAACAACACAAAAAGAAUGCCAUUGUAAGGUAAUAAUACUAACAGACACUCCUAAACGUGUUAGCGUGUUACCUCAUGCUAACGACGCCAGCUUGAUUACAUUACGAUGGCACAUACAAAUAUGCAUGAAAACACUGGCAACACAGACAUCACACAUGGGACGGUUUAGUAAGUAUGAAUAGUUUUAGUUAUAUUGUAAACCCUACACAUGUUGCUUGGAGUGAUGAAUCAAGAAUCCACACGAGUAAAAACGCUACGGACGACAAGAAGACAGAACAGCGCUUGUACUUCCGGUUCAAAGCACUAAACAGACGGAAAUAAUGUCGGCAUUCCCCCCCCGCAGCACCUGCAAUGAGCAAACUCGUCCAAAAAAUAGCGCCAGAACACAGACAAUGACACCUUUUCAAUGUCUCUGCUUGUGUUUAAUGAAAACUAUUUUCAUUAUGGCUGUUAGCGAAAGAAAAUCCAUAAAUUAGCCGCAGGGUUCAAAGCGUAGGAAAAAGUCCUGAAUUCACUGUACUAUAAAUUGAAAAAAAGUACCACUGUUAUUAUUUUUACCACAAAAUUCUGGCGACUGAGCUGAUACUUUUUUUACGUUUUCUGUUUUUACAGUGCAAAACUGUAAAUGGAAAAAUGAUACCACUGAUGAUUUCAUGGUAAAUUCCAGGCGACUGAGCUGCCAGGUUUUUACAUAAAAAUCUACCAACUUUUUUUUUUUUUUUUUUUUUUUACAGUGUAGCCUUGCAGACAUGCCACCAAUGAUUGUGCAGCUUGAAA